This is a messenger RNA of Meloidogyne enterolobii, 180 nucleotides long. The record is from the annotation of a GenBank genome assembly. Lineage: Eukaryota; Metazoa; Nematoda; Chromadorea; Rhabditida; Meloidogynidae.
AUGAUUAAUAAAUCUUCUUAUGUUAAUCCUGAACAUUUGGACUAUUUUAAAUUUGUUGGACGUUUAAUUGCUAAAGCAAUAUAUGACAAUAAACAAUUGGAUUGUUAUUUUACAAGAGCUUUCUACAAACAUAUUUUGAAUAUUCACGGUUUGAAUUUUAUUUUUAAUGCUAGAAUUUAA